UGAUCAUACAAUCAUAGUAACCAUAAUCUGUCAGGUUAUGUUAAACACAAAAAAUUGAAUUUGUCUUGAUUUAAAAAGUAAUUAAAAAAUGGCAUUGCUUCAAAAUUUUUCAAAAAUGUGCAGGAUUUGCAUGGAGUUCAACAAUUUAGAGCCCAUUGAAAACUCAGAAUUUAAAAUUAUAAAUUUAUUGAGUACUCUUCUAGAAACAGAGUUUACUGGGAAUGACAUACUACCCAAAAAUAUAUGUAGUUCCUGUAAAAUUCAUUUAGAAAACUUGAUGAAAUUUGUUGAAAAAUUGAAGGCAAGUAACACCAGACUGAGGGCAGCUGUUUUGAGUCAAUCAAAUAAGCAUUCUGGAGCCUGUGAUGAAUUAGCCAAUUCUCGGCUUGGCGAAACCUGCAAAUCAGAAACAUUUAAAGUUAGCGAAACUGAUAAAAUGUCUUCCGAGCUCGAAACGGUAAAUUCAAACAAUGAAAAUGAUAAAGCCUCUUCACUUCCUGAAAUUGUACCCUCCGACAAUAAAAACCAAAGUUUGAUGAAAUGUAAAAAAAAUAGAAAAAAAUGGGGAUCUAGCUCAAAUAUUCGUGAAUUCAAGCUCAAAUAUAAACCUGCUUUCAAAUCUAAAAUUUGUAGUGAAUCAGUGAUUCAUCUCAAAUCACAUAAUACAGGUUCGUAUAAUUGCCCUCAAUGCUCAAAAACAUUCAUAUUUGCUGGGAAUUUGAGAAGACAUGCUCUUAUGCAUGAGGAAAUGAAACUGUGUAAUAGAGGAUUUUUAAAAAAAUGUUUGGAUGAACAUGAAAAUUUCCAUAAUGGCAAAACCUCUUACGUAUGUGUACAUUGUGAUCAAAGUUUCAGUAGACUUGCUCAUCAUACAGCACAUAUUCAUCACGUUCAUAAUAUGACUACUACCAAAAAUAUUCCAAAGUUGAAAAGGAAUUACACAGAAAGGCGUGUCCGCCUCAAUAUUUCAUGUGAAACAUGUGGAAAACAUUUCAGAAGUAGAUCAGGAUAUGCUAACCAUCAACUUAUACAUAAAGGAUUAAAAAGAUUUCUCUGUUAUAUGUGUGGAAAGAGAUUCAUCACCAAUGCCACAUUGUCGAUUCACAUGCAAACUCACAGUGAUGAAAAACCAUUUGAAUGUGAACAGUGUGGAAAAUGCUUUAGGCAGAAGUAUUCUUUGCACCGCCAUAUUAAACAUGUCAAACAUGUAAACAAUUUACUCAAGUGUCCUUAUUGUAAGAGUAACUGUGACAAACACUUAUUGCAGGUUAAAACCAAACAGCAUCUUGAAUGUCCCCACUGUAAGAAAAUAAUCCAAGAGCCCAGUUUGCCAAAUACCCAUAAUUCAAGGAAGAAACCGCAAAAAAUUGCAAAAAACCAUAGAUGCAAUAUUUGUUCCAAGUCCUUCACGUCUUUGUCUCAUCUCACUGUUCAUUUACGAACACAUAGUGGUGAAAAACUCUAUGCUUGCCCAGAAUGUGGAAAAUUACUCUCUCAGCCUCAAACUCUGAAAGUGCAUAUGAGGCAACAUUCUGGAGAAGCACCAUUUGUAUGUUCAGUUUGUAAUAAAGGAUAUCGUGACUCCAGCAAUCUGAAAAGACAUUUCAAUAGGCAUCAUAAAGAAAAUGAGAUGAAAAGUAAUGAAGCAGAAAAAAAGAAUGUUUGUAGUUCAUAAAGUAGUAGAAAACUGUUGAAAAGAAACUCCAAAAAUAACUGUGUAUAUGAACUAAA
This is a messenger RNA of Leptinotarsa decemlineata (Colorado potato beetle), 1731 nucleotides long. RefSeq lists its product as uncharacterized. Gene Ontology annotation, cellular component: nucleus. Gene Ontology annotation, molecular function: zinc ion binding. NCBI's taxonomy places the organism in Eukaryota, Metazoa, Arthropoda, Insecta, Coleoptera, Chrysomelidae. The record is from RefSeq and is a predicted model, not a curated record.